This is a messenger RNA of Drosophila bipectinata, 2012 nucleotides long. Its product is annotated as arylsulfatase B. The record is from RefSeq and is a predicted model, not a curated record. NCBI's taxonomy places the organism in Eukaryota, Metazoa, Arthropoda, Insecta, Diptera, Drosophilidae.
UGGAGUCCGGCGGAUCAGAGAUCAGCAAACGUGGGCAUCUCGUCGGUGAUAUUACGUAGAAUCCGAACACCCACUAGAGAUAUUUGUUUUUUAGUAGCUGCCCCACAUCUUCCUCCCACCAUUUAUGGCGAUGUCAACUCAUUUAAGUAAAAUCAGCAAUAAUGCCGCGAUAAUCUUGUUUUUAACAUCUGGAUUAGUGGCCUACAUUUCCAUAGCCGAUGCAGAAAUAUCCGGCAAGCCAAAUAUCAUUAUAAUUAUGGCCGAUGAUCUGGGCUUCGACGAUGUGAGCUUUAGAGGUUCUAAUAACUUCCUAACUCCCAACAUCGAUGCUCUGGCUUAUAGUGGAGUGAUCCUAAACAAUCUCUACACCGCUCCGAUGUGUACUCCCAGUCGGGCAGCACUCUUGACUGGAAAAUACCCCAUUAAUACAGGCAUGCAGCAUUAUGUGAUUGUGAAUGAUCAGCCCUGGGGUCUUCCGCUGAAUGAGACAACAAUGGCGGAGAUUUUCCGGGGUAAUGGCUAUCGCACUAGUCUCAUUGGAAAAUGGCAUCUUGGGAUGGCGCAACGGAACUUUACGCCCACACUACGGGGCUUCGACUAUCACCUGGGCUACCUGGGCGCCUAUGUGGACUAUUACAAUCAGAGUUAUGAGCAAACGGGCAAAGGUUAUCGGGGCCAUGAUUUCCGCGAGAAUCUGAACCCCAAUCAUGAGCAUGUGGAUAAAUAUGUCACCGAUAUAUUCACCGACGCCGCUGUCCGGGAGAUCGAAGAUCAUGCAGCCAAGAACAAUAGUAAGCCACUCUUCCUGCUGCUGAAUCACCUGGCUCCUCAUGCCGCCAAUGCUGAGGAUCCCAUGCAGGCACCAGCCGACGAGUUGUCUGGAUUUGAAUAUAUUAGUAAUGAGACCCAUCGUUACUAUGCGGCCAUGGUAUCCAGACUGGACAAGAGUGUGGGACAAGUUGUGGAUGCUCUGGCCCGGCAGGACAUGCUCCAAAACAGCAUCUUGCUCUUUCUCUCCGACAAUGGGGGACCCACCUUGGGUGAGCAUUCAACCACCGCCUCCAACUAUCCUCUAAGGGGGCAAAAGAACUCCCCCUGGGAGGGCGGAAUACGUUCCUCGGCGGCUAUUUGGAGCACGGAGUUCGAGCGACUGGGCAGCGUGUGGAAGCAACAAAUCUACAUCGGGGACCUCCUGCCCACUUUGGCCGCUGCUGCGGGCAUCUCACCGGACCCAGACCUCAAGCUGGACGGACUGAACCUCUGGUCGGCCCUGAAGUAUGGCUACGAGUCGGUGGAGCGUGAGAUUGUGCAUGUGAUUGACGAGGAAGCUCCGGAACCGCAUCUAUCCUACACCCGCGGCAAAUGGAAGGUGGUUAGUGGCACCACCAACAGCGGGCUAUAUGACGGCUGGCUGGGAGAGAGGGUGACCACUGAGGUCGAUCCGCGAUCUCAGGAGUACGAGUCUCUGAUCCGGAACACCAGUGUGUGGUUGCAGUUGCAAAAAGUAAGCGGGGGGGAGCGCAACAUCAGCGCUCUAAGGCAGCAGGCCAGGAUCGAGUGUGCAGCUACUACGGAGGAUGAGCAAACUUCCUGCCUGCCCCUGGAGGCACCCUGCCUCUUCGACAUCGAGGCAGAUCCCUGCGAGCAGAACAACCUGUACGAGGAGUACAAGAACACCACCGUCUUUCAGGAUCUGUGGCAGCGUGUCCAGCAGUUCACCGCUCAGGCUCAUCCCCCCAAUAACAAACCGGGGGAUCCUGCAUGUAAUCCUAGUUUUUACCACAACGAGUGGACAUGGUGGCAGGAUGAGACACCCUCCAAUUCAGCUUUCUCUUUAAAAAGUAGUGUAUUACUGAUAUUUCUCCUAAACAGUUGGUGGAUUUUCUAAUUAGGUUUAGGAAACAGUAUCUUUUAAAAAGUGCUAUUAUACAUCUAGUAUUACCUUCAUAGGCAUUGUGAAGAACCCAAAAGUAUGCUCCAUCGAAAAAUAUAAACGAAAUUAAGAUAAGAAA